GUACAAGGAGGGAGCCCAAGCUUUUAUUGGCUGCUAUACGACACCACCCAUCCACCCAUCCACGCAUCCACCCAUCUUCUCGUUGCACUCCACGCCAGAGCAGAGGAAUCCCUCCACGGCUGAAAUUUCCUCAAGAUGAACGUGUCCUUCUUGGUUGCUUGUGGACUUAUUGUCACGCUGCUGUCGGGGAAGAUGGGAGCCAAACCUUUGACGCAGGCACAGCAGAAGUCUCUUCGGAGUUUGCUGGGCGAGGAGCUGACGGACCUGCUGGAGUCGGAGGAGCGGGACCGGCGGAUAGAGGCGGUGCGCGCUCGGAUGCGCCUACUGAGAGAUUUACGCACGGACGUCCGGGCCAGGGGGAUGUGGGCUCGGCUCCUCAACGACCAGCCCGUGCCUCGGAGGCACAAAUCCGGCAGCAAGAAGGCGGGCUCCACCGCGCGGAGCGGCUGCUUCGGACACAAGAUGGACAGGAUAGGCACCAUCAGCGGCAUGGGCUGCUAGUGCUGGAUCGCACGUAGACGAUCUCCGGAUGGGAAACUUCAUUUUGUUCUCACACGAGGGAAAUAAACUGAGCAGACGGGACACAUGGAAGUCGCCAUGACCAGCAUUAACAGGGACUGAGAUGACAAUGCUACAAAAGCCUGAUACAAAUAUAUAUAUAUAUAUGAUCAAUACGCAGGUAUAUAUCCAUAGAUGUAUACCGGACCAGAUGUUGAGACGACGGUGUAAAAACUACAAAGCGCAAGGCUGUACAUUGGUUGCUGCUGCUGUAAAUUCAUGUACUACAUUCCCCGCUAAAUGUAUUUAUGUUAAGAACUAUUUAUAUGUUUAUAAAAAAAGAGAUAUUUAUAAAUGACUUUUAUUUAUGUAACAUGUUGAGAAAGGAUGCAAA
Doryrhamphus excisus (bluestripe pipefish) is the source of this 892-nucleotide messenger RNA. RefSeq names its product natriuretic peptide C (gene nppc). The record is from RefSeq and is a predicted model, not a curated record. Gene Ontology annotation, cellular component: extracellular region. Gene Ontology annotation, biological process: cGMP biosynthetic process; receptor guanylyl cyclase signaling pathway. Lineage: Eukaryota; Metazoa; Chordata; Actinopteri; Syngnathiformes; Syngnathidae. Gene Ontology annotation, molecular function: hormone activity.